AUGCGUUCAGCUCUCCUACUCUCUCCUCUCAGCUGCGCCUUCUUCCACGCCAUUCAUGCAUUCGAGUUUACUGGCCCUGACUCGGCUCAGAAACUUGAUGUCACUCAACCUAUUACAAUCGAAUGGGAUGCCAACAAUGGACCAUUGAGCGAACGUAAGGCCCGCGCACUCGAUCUCUGGUUCUAUGCCCUUACCAGCGAUGAUAGCAGCCGGCUUGGCUGGGAACUUGACACCGAUCUCCCGCUCUCGGCGGGCUUGUACAAGUGGAACCCUGACACAGUCGUCAAAAGUCUCAAGGACAAGGACGUCUCGAUCUCACCAGACGCGGUGCACGCCUUUGAGGCCAGGCUGCUCGACAAUUCUGGGAGUAAACUAUCAACAGUCGAGAGCGACAAGUACGCCGCUGAAGGCUUUGAUUUCAUCCGAAAUAGUGCUGGAAAGGGGGCGCAAGCCGGGUUUUAUACAGCUGCUGUAGCUCUUAGUAUUGCCGGGCUGGUACUUCUCCGAUAG
Fusarium oxysporum Fo47 is the source of this 510-nucleotide messenger RNA. RefSeq lists its product as uncharacterized. The transcript has a single exon. The record is from RefSeq and is a predicted model, not a curated record. NCBI's taxonomy places the organism in Eukaryota, Fungi, Ascomycota, Sordariomycetes, Hypocreales, Nectriaceae. The coding region runs from base 1 to 510 and encodes 169 amino acids.